Triticum dicoccoides is the source of this 389-nucleotide messenger RNA. Its product is annotated as cell division control protein 45 homolog. Gene Ontology annotation, cellular component: DNA replication preinitiation complex. The annotation marks the transcript as partial. The transcript has a single exon. Gene Ontology annotation, biological process: mitotic DNA replication preinitiation complex assembly; double-strand break repair via break-induced replication; DNA replication initiation. The record is from RefSeq and is a predicted model, not a curated record. Gene Ontology annotation, molecular function: DNA replication origin binding; single-stranded DNA binding; chromatin binding. NCBI's taxonomy places the organism in Eukaryota, Viridiplantae, Streptophyta, Magnoliopsida, Poales, Poaceae.
CAGCACAUCAACGGAUCCGGCAACCUCGAUCCGUCCGGCGUCGGCUCCGUGGUCACGCUCAAGGACGGGACCAGGAUCCGUGCGCCCGAGACCUCCCGCAUCGCCUACGAGGACGAGCCGAGGCUUAUGCUGCUGCGGGAGUGGAGCUUGUUCGACUCCAUGGUCUGCUCCUCUUAUGUCGCGACGAGGCUCAAGACGUGGAGCGACAACGGGCUCAAGAAGCUGAAGCUUCUUCUGGCGAGGAUGGGGUUCCCGCUCGCCGACUGCCAGAAGGGGUUCCAGUACAUGAGCAUGGAGGUCAAGAGGAAGAUGCGCGAUGAGUUUGACCGCUUCCUGCCGGAGUAUGGGCUCACCGAGUUCUACUACAGAAGCUUCCUGCGGGUGCACGG